Pocillopora verrucosa is the source of this 630-nucleotide messenger RNA. The record is from RefSeq and is a predicted model, not a curated record. Lineage: Eukaryota; Metazoa; Cnidaria; Anthozoa; Scleractinia; Pocilloporidae.
AUGCUGUACAGAGAAACAUGCGACGCCCGCCUUAUUCGAAACUGCAGAGCCAAACACCAGCAAAGAAUCCCCGGACCAAUCACUACUCAAGAGAUUUGUCGGCAGAAGAAGUUCUGGGAAAAAGGGACACAAGUCAGAUGCCAGGGUACGAGCAGGUUUCAGGAUGAUCAGCAACGUCUCAAUCUCCAGAAGAACGCAGAUAGACUGUAUAAAUGUAGAGGUGGUAUCCAGGGAUACUAUCCCAUUUACCUUCCAGAUGAUGCUUUGUUCAGCAAAAGGCUGGUAUUGUGCGUCCACCUUCAGACUCUCCAUGGGGGAAUCAGUUUGACAAUGGCGAAGAUACGAGAAAAAUCUUGGAUACCUCGCCUCAGAAGGCUAACAAAGAGAGUAAUAAAUGAGUGCCUUGGGUGUAAACGCUUUCAAGUAACCGCCUUAGCAAACCCACCGACUGGAAACCGACCCAAGGAAAGAACAGAAGGAUCAGUGCCCUUCAAGGCAAUCGGAGUCGACCUUGCUGGGCCUAUCGAGUACUUCAGCAAGAAUAAAGGGGAGAUGAAGGCAAACAUUCUACUAUAUGUACGCUGCUCAACCUGUGCCGUCUGUUUGGUUCUUCUACCCGACGAUAUUUAA